GCAUGGCGGACGUGGUGGAGUUUCGGGUGCCUGUGGCCGGCGCUCAGACGCUGCUGGUCUGGGGGCUGGAGCCGGAGCCGGGCCUGGAGCACUCCCUGUUUGUAGCGUUCUCCAGGUUUGGGCCGCUCUACUCCGUGCGAGCACACAGCAAUGCUGCCGUGGCAGGGCCUGGCUGUUAUGCCAUCAUCAAGUUCUACUCAGCUGGAGAUGCCAGCAGAGCCCAGCGCACAUGCAACGGGCAAAGGCUGUUUCAGAAGUCUCCAGUGAAGGUUUGUGUUUGCACCAAGCAGAAAGGAUUUGAGCAACAAGUCCUUGCUCUCAACAGCACCAAGUGCCAGGAGCUGGCCAACCACUACCUUGGCUUUAACGGCUGGUCCAGUCACAUCAUCAGCCUGCAGAACGUGUCUGGCUUUGAGGAUGAGAACGAGGAGGUGGGGAAGGCGCCCCAGCAGCGAUGUGUGACAUACCUGUGUGCCGUGGAGCUGGUGCUGCCCCAGCACGGGCUACGCUCCCUGGGGGCUGCCCUGGGCCAGGCACACCUCCAGAAGCCUGAGGAUCCUCUGGAGAUGAUCACCACCUCAAGAAAAGCUCAGAAACUGGCAGCUGGGAAAGCUCUGUCCAGUGCCUUUCAGAAAAUACUCCUCAUAGUCUUAGAGAAUGGGAAAGUGGCUGUGGAGUACAAUUCCUCCCAGGAGGAGCCCAUGGACUCCUUAACAGAAGAGGAACUGAAGGGGCUUGUUCAGGUCAACGAAUUGUCCUUGCAGGAGUUUGAGCUCGAAGAAGAAGAAGUUUUGUCUGCUCUCAGUUUGGAUGAGGAGCUCCCUGGCUGGGAGCUGCCAUCUAAUUAGUGCAGCUCUGCCUUCCCCUGGUUUCCCAAAGCUCUGCAGGGUUGGGGUAGGACUGAAAGCCGAAGGCUGUGCAAUGACGUGUGUGUCACAGCCAUUGGUGCCUUUCUCUCCAAGCAGCAGAAGAAAUGGGCAAUAA
Molecule: messenger RNA, 984 nt
Organism: Colius striatus (speckled mousebird)
Lineage: Eukaryota; Metazoa; Chordata; Aves; Coliiformes; Coliidae
Product: RAD52 motif-containing protein 1-like
Exons: 7
Coding region: 3-848 (281 amino acids)
Cellular component (GO): nucleolus
Molecular function (GO): RNA binding
Source: RefSeq, a predicted model, not a curated record